UCCUCUGUUGUUAUUUCUUCUUGUAUACAUUCGGUUGAGAACAGAGCCGCUCAAAUGCUCCUUGGAUCCAAAUAAUUUGCUUCAGCAAAAUGAAACCAUGGAGAAUCCAAACUUUAUUUCGCUUUUUUCUAUCCGUCUCUAUCGUGCCGACUUGUUGGUGUGCUCAUACAAAAUAUGCUCAAAAGCUCCUGACUGAUUUAAUGGCCAACUACACAAGUGCACUGAGGCCUGUGGAGGACACAAACACCAUCCUGAAUGUAACUCUGCAGGUUACUCUGUCACAAAUCAUCGACAUGGAUGAAAGAAACCAAAUUUUGACUGCAUAUUUAUGGAUACGACAAGUUUGGUAUGAUGCACACCUCAAAUGGAAUAAAGCUGAUUAUGAUGGACUUGACACCAUUCGUAUACCUGGUAGUUACGUAUGGAGACCUGACAUAGUCCUAUAUAACAGUGCAGAUAAUCACUUCACCGGCCCAAUGGACACCAAUGUGGUAAUCCGACACGAUGGCCAGAUGAUGUGGGAUUCCCCUGCCAUCACCAAGAGCUCCUGCAAGGUGGAUGUGUCUUACUUCCCCUUUGAUGGUCAGCAGUGCAGGUUCACCUACGGCUCCUGGACCUACAAUGGACACCAGCUAGACAUCCACAAUGCACUAGACAGUGCUGACCUGGCUGACCUGGUGGAAAAUGUAGAGUGGGAGGUGCUUGGUAUGCCAGCUAAAAGGAAUAUUAUUCUGUAUGGCUGCUGUGCUGACCCAUACCCAGAUGUGACCUACACACUGAAACUCAAGAGAAGAGCUUCCUUCUAUGUUUUCAACCUGCUCAUACCAUGUGUGAUGAUCUCUUUUCUGGCUCCACUGGGUUUCUAUCUGCCAGCUGACUCUGGAGAGAAAGUGUCUUUGGGUGUUACUGUGAUGUUGGCGCUCACUGUCUUUCAGCUGCUGGUUGCAGAGAUUAUGCCACCCUCUGAGAGUGUACCACUUAUUGGAAAAUAUUACAUUGCAACCAUGACCAUGAUCACGGCCUCCACUGCUCUGACCAUCUUCAUCAUGAACAUUCACCACUGUGGCCCAGAUGCCAAACCUGUUCCUAAGUGGGCCAAAAUAGUCAUCCUGCAGUACAUGGCCAGGAUGUGCUUUGUGUAUGAAGUAGGUGAGAACUGCUUGUCACCACAGCCAGAGAAACAGGAACCUCCUGUUGCAAAGAACAACAACUGCACCGUGAAUGGACAGGCAGGACCAGGCAGAGAGGAUGACGUCUUAAAAAUGGAAAGAGGACAGGAAAUAGUGGGCUCCACCACCACAGAGGAGAAAGAGGAAAUGGAUCAGAUGAUGAGUCCAAUAGGUUCAGUUGGGAGGAACCCCACCAGUCACUAUAGCACUUGGAGAAAUGGCAUCUUCAUGAGUAUGGACUGUGGAGAUUCAGAAACUCCGAAGAGAUGCAGGAAGGGAGGAGUGAGUGAUGGAGAAAAGAAAGAUGGAGAGAUUUCUGGCAUCACACUCUGCAAUGAAGGACCGCUGCUGCGCAACAUUGAGUACAUCGCCAACUGCUACAGAGAUCAGAGAGCCACACAGAAAAGGACCGGGGAGUGGAAGAAAGUGGCCAAAGUGUUAGACCGCUUCUUUAUGUGGAUAUUCUUCAUAAUGGUGUUUUUAAUGAGCUUUCUUAUCAUGAGCAAAGCUAUAUAAUUGUAGACCUGCUCUGUCUCAGGUAGUGUUAGCCAAAAAUAUCUUUAGUGUUCAGAUUUCCAGACCUCUUCAAAAUGGUUUAUUCUGAAGCUGUGUCAUCUAUUUAUGAGUAGAAGUAGAUCUUUAAAUAAUAAAACGCUGAUUAG
This is a messenger RNA of Melanotaenia boesemani (Boeseman's rainbowfish), 1831 nucleotides long. RefSeq names its product cholinergic receptor, nicotinic, alpha 10a (gene chrna10a). Gene Ontology annotation, cellular component: postsynaptic membrane; synapse; neuron projection. NCBI's taxonomy places the organism in Eukaryota, Metazoa, Chordata, Actinopteri, Atheriniformes, Melanotaeniidae. The coding region runs from base 90 to 1685 and encodes 531 amino acids. The record is from RefSeq and is a predicted model, not a curated record. Gene Ontology annotation, molecular function: transmembrane signaling receptor activity; acetylcholine-gated monoatomic cation-selective channel activity. The transcript is spliced from 5 exons. Gene Ontology annotation, biological process: monoatomic ion transmembrane transport; nervous system process; chemical synaptic transmission.